This is a messenger RNA of Fusarium oxysporum Fo47, 1047 nucleotides long. Its product is annotated as SMP-30/gluconolactonase/LRE family protein. The coding region runs from base 1 to 1047 and encodes 348 amino acids. Lineage: Eukaryota; Fungi; Ascomycota; Sordariomycetes; Hypocreales; Nectriaceae. The record is from RefSeq and is a predicted model, not a curated record. The transcript has a single exon.
AUGUUUUCCAUCGCCUUGGCUACUGUUGCUUUGCCUUUCUGUGCGUUGGCUGCAUCUCUUCCUGCGAAGACGGUAGCACAAAACCCUAACGGAACGUGGCUCGAAAACAUUGCUGUGCGCCCGAAUGGCGACCUUCUGGUUACCCAGAUGCAUCCUUCUGCAAUUGUCUACACGCUUCGUGAUCCAUCAACCUGCCAACAUACACUCGAAGAGGUUGUUUCUAUACCGGGAAUUCAAAACAUUUACGGCAUUACUCAGCUUCCUUCUCACAAGCAUAACGUUGAGAAUUAUGUCAUCGUCGGUGGCAACUCUUCUUCCCUCGGCAAAACCAUCACUGGUACCUACCGCGCCUGGUCUAUUCAGCUCCAACCUUCACGAUAUGGACUUAAGGUCAGGGCCAAGAAGAUCAGUGAUAUGAGUAAAGAAAGCACCUUCCUUAAUGGUGUGGUUCCAAUCCCUCACAGAUCCGAUACUGUUCUAGUCGCUGAUUCAGCUAACGGCUUGGUCGGUCGUCUUGAUCUGGUCUCUGGCAAGUUUGACACAUCGGCUUUUGUUUUCCCAGAGAUGGUUCCCCUCGACGACGCGGAGUUACCCAUUGGCGUAAAUGGUAUCCGCAUUCAUAGUGGCUAUCUAUAUUUCGACAACUCUUAUGCGGCUUCUAUCUAUCGGAUUCCUAUGACUUCUGAAGGCUUCCCUGUUAAGGGUGCUACACCCGAGCUUGUGGUGGAUGUCUCUAAUGGAGUCAGCUUCCUUGAUGACUUUGCCUUUGAUGCAGAGGGCAAUAUAUACGCUGCCAGCUUGUUCGACAACUGUGUCGUCUUUGCCGAUACAGUGUCCGGCACCUGGAAAAUCGUCGUGGGUGGAUUGGGCGAGAUGACUGUCGCUGGUGCUACGUCUGUAGCAUUUGGUCGUGAAGGACACGAUAAGGACAUCCUCUAUGUUACUACAUCUGGUGCAAUUGCAAAUCCUGUCAAUGGGACCGAAACCGAGGGCUCUAAAGUUGUUGCUAUUGAUACACGUCCUUUGAGAGGCGAGUUGUCGUUGUAA